This is a messenger RNA of Suncus etruscus (white-toothed pygmy shrew), 1636 nucleotides long. RefSeq names its product solute carrier family 66 member 1 (gene SLC66A1). NCBI's taxonomy places the organism in Eukaryota, Metazoa, Chordata, Mammalia, Eulipotyphla, Soricidae. The transcript is spliced from 7 exons. Bases 210 to 1100 code for a protein of 296 amino acids. The record is from RefSeq and is a predicted model, not a curated record.
GUUUCAGUGCUGUGCAGAGAGUUUGUUUUUGUCCAUAUCCUUGAGGGUGGCUGUGCCUGUUUCUGGGGCUCCAUUAGUGUUGGAUAAGGAGGCUGGUGAUUGCAUUGCCUGUGACAGGAACUCAUCCCCCAAGUGUAAAGGCCCUUUCCUUUGUGCCUAUAGGUCUCUUGCCUGCCUCACUACACCAGAGCCUUCCUAUCUGCACAGCCAUGGUCUGGAAAAGGCUUGUUUCCAGCAAUUUUUCCGACUGCCCCAAUGGAUCCCGACAGUGGAUAUGGGACUUGUUUGGCGAGUGUGCUCAGGACGGCUGGGAUGAGGCCAGUGUGGGCCUGGGCCUGAUCUCCAUCCUCUGCUUCGCUGGAUCCACCUUUCCCCAGUACAUCAAGGCCUGCAAGACAGGCAACAUGGAUCAAGCCCUGUCACUGUGGUUCCUCCUGGGCUGGAUUGGCGGUGACUCCUGCAACCUCAUUGGCUCCUUCCUCGCGGAUCAGCUGCCACUGCAGACCUACACAGCGGUGUAUUAUGUCCUGGCUGACCUGGUGAUGCUGUCCCUGUACUUUCAUUACAAGUUUAAGAAUCGCCCUUCUCUGUUAUCCACACCCAUCAACGUUAUGCUCCUGUUCACCCUGGCCAUGACCUGUGCUACCCCAAUGAUGAGCAUCCCCCACCCCAGGACUGCCCCAAGUGAUGGCUUCUGGAGCCGCAGGCUCCUAUCUGUGGAGCCAGGUAAUAAGCCCUUCACUCGGAAGGAGAUUAUUGGCUUCGUCAUUGGCUCAAUCUCCAGUGUUCUGUACCUGCUUUCCAGGCUGCCGCAGAUUCGCACCAAUUUCCUGCGGCAGUCUACCCAGGGGAUCUCCUAUUCGCUGUUUGCGUUGGUCAUGCUGGGGAACACGCUGUACGGGGUGAGUGUACUGCUCAAAAACCCUGAGGUCGGCCAGAGCGAAGGCAGCUAUGUGCUGCACCACCUGCCCUGGCUCGUGGGCAGCCUGGGAGUCCUGCUUCUCGAUACCAUUAUCUCUAUCCAGUUCCUGAUAUAUAGGAACAACAACAACACCACCGCUGCCACCUCCUCGGAGCGCCGGCCUCUCCUCCCCAGCUGAUGGGUACCUGGGUUGCCCAGGAUGACAGUGACCUCCAGAUGCUGCACCCAGGCAGGGGCUAGUGUGUCAGUAGAGGUGCUGCGGCCGAGAACUGGACUACCCUGCCAGGUUGGCACUGCACUUCUCCCAGUGCCCCAAAAGCCUUCCAUGCACCAGGCUGGUCCCAGGCAGUUUCUGUGCUGUUCUGGCCCUCAUGCUGGCAGGCAAUGGCACAGACACCAGAGCGUGCACCCCACCUACCUCAUUCCACCUGCCCUUCAGGAGGGCUCAGCUUGUCCCUGGACUCUGAAAAAUAGUAAAUGGUAUUUCCUGCCAGCCCUUUUCUCGCCCUUUCCCCAAGCUCAGGGCAGCUCAGGGCACAGCAGCAGGAAGGGAUCUGGACUCUACCUUUGAAAUCCUAGGUGGGUUACUGAGCGGGAGAGUACUUGAGACUGUCUGGCAGCUCUACCCCAUCCCUGCCUUCUCCCCAACCUGUGUCUGUCUCUGAGACUGACUCUGUCUCCAGUGACGGUGAGAAUAUGAACCAUCAGGCCUCU